Molecule: messenger RNA, 1239 nt
Organism: Fonsecaea nubica
Lineage: Eukaryota; Fungi; Ascomycota; Eurotiomycetes; Chaetothyriales; Herpotrichiellaceae
Exons: 1
Coding region: 1-1239 (412 amino acids)
Source: RefSeq, a predicted model, not a curated record
AUGGCCGUUGAGACCCAGGACGCCAUCUUCUCCAUGACCCCCCCGCCCAGUGAAUUCGACGAAUUCGAUAAAAGCGCCUUGCUGACUUGCUCACCUUCCCUCCCCGGCCUCUGUUACCCUUCGCCGGCUCCUUCGAGUCGAGGGCAUAAUCCGUCCGUGUCAUCUGAGUCUAUAUACAUGCUUCCAGGCAUGUCAAUGUCCGACUCCCAAGGUCACGAUCUGCAUCCAAUAUCUUUCGACGACGCCUCGUCCGAUUCUGCCUCUUUCUUCCCUAUACCGCCUGUCACCGAUCCAGCUCUGACUGCCGACUUCAACACUUCGACCUCUGCUUCCUCGUCUUCUCUCCCCCCCAAUACCUACGCCAUGUAUGAACAGAAUCAGUGGUUUCCUUACUCCAACUAUCCGCAGCCGCCCCCGCUGCUGCCCUAUGAUCCGACCUCGUCGACACACUUUCCUACCUUUAGUAGUCACCACCAACAUCACCACCCUCACCCUUCUGCUCAUGUUAUUCCUCCUACACCUCAGGACGUUCAACCUUCGCAUUUCGACUUCAACCAACCCCCCACAUCGGGCAUCCCGUCGACCCAUCACCUGGCGGCCUCACCCGUCUUCUCUCAAGUCUCUCACCAUAGCUCACAAAGUCAUCGGGGUAGCGUUUCUUCCAUGUCACGAUCGUGUAGCCCCAUUUCGUCGCUGAGCAGAGGCGGGCAUCCUGAAUCGCUUCGCCCAGCGCUCCGUUCCAACUCCACAUCAUCCAACACCUCCCUUCACGCCUAUGGAAUCCCGGUAACUGAGCCAACGUCACUGAUCAUGACAUCGCUCCAUCCCUCAUCGCCUUCCGCACAUAAUGGCGGCGUGGCUCAAUCCUGGCGGUGUGCUUACCCAGGCUGCACGUCGCGUGCUACCUUUACUCGAGGUUGCGACCUACGAAAACACUACAAUCGACACAGCAAGCAUCUCUUCUGCCGCGUGGAUGGCUGCCCACAGAGCGAGGCUGCUGCCGCCGCGCGAGCCAAGUCUGCCGACCAACCCCUCACCGGCGGCUUUUCCAGCAAAAAGGACCGUGCCCGCCAUGAGGCCAAACAUAACCCGGGCAUCAAGUGUGAAUGGCGCGGACCUGAAGGCGAGGAAUGUGGUCGAGUCUUUUCGCGCAUGGACAACAUGAAGGACCAUGUUCGACGAAUCCACAACAAAGGCCAACAACAGCACAACAGCGGCCAAGCAUCAAGUCGCAAGUGA